AUGCAGUGGGCGUUGAUCACUCUGGCAGGAGCCCUGAGCUUCUCAGGAGUAUCAGCUCUUAUUGACUCAGCAAUCGAUACCAAGGUCAUCGCGCAUCCACGAGCACACCUUUACGGUACAGGUAAUAUCGUGAACACUGUCGCACAGCAGUUCGAGGAGCGUAAUGCUACAACACCAAACCUCGACUCCCGCUCUUCUCACCACCUAUUACCUCGGCAAGCGGCAGGCCGUUGCGGUGCUGAGUUCAGCAAUCAGAGAUGUGGUGGUAAUCAAUGCUGCUCAAGUUAUGGUUACUGCGGAUCAGAGUUCGAGCACUGUGGCAUCAUUGUCGGAUGUCAGCCUGACUUUGGAAGGUGUGGUGAUGCAGCACCAGGGCCAACCACUACGCCAACGCCAACUCCCACGCCUCUGCCGCCAACAAGCUCAGUCACUGUCCCUUCAAGCUCGUCGGCUCUACCGCCGCUGCCCUCCGGUACUCUGAUUCCCUCCACGAAUGGGCAAUGCGGAAACGUAACAACAUGUGCGGGCUCCGUCUUCGGAAGUUGCUGCUCGGAGUACUAUUACUGCGGCAACUCCCUUGACUUCUGCGGCACUGGGUGUCGCCUCGGCUUUGGAAGUUGUGGUGGUGUGGCACCACCACCGCCGCCGGGCUCUUCUUCCUCGAUCCCUAUCCCUGUUCCUCCUAGCAGCUCCUCAACCAGGCCAUCGCCCACUCCUACUCCCACUCCAACAACGACACCAACGCCUAGCCCAACCUCUUCUGCGGCACCUAUUCCGACCAAUGUCAGUACCAACGGACGGUGUGGAGCAGAUGGGAGUGGCCAGACUUGUACGGGCAGUACUUUCGGGAGAUGCUGUUCGAGCUAUGGAUGGUGUGGCAAUGGGCAGGAUGACUACUGUAGAUUGUCGUGGGGUUGCCAGCCGCAGUUCGGGACAUGCGGCUAG
Messenger RNA from Alternaria arborescens, 945 nucleotides. RefSeq lists its product as hypothetical. Gene Ontology annotation, molecular function: chitin binding. The record is from RefSeq and is a predicted model, not a curated record. The transcript has 2 exons. Lineage: Eukaryota; Fungi; Ascomycota; Dothideomycetes; Pleosporales; Pleosporaceae. The coding region runs from base 1 to 945 and encodes 314 amino acids.